Emys orbicularis (European pond turtle) is the source of this 624-nucleotide messenger RNA. RefSeq names its product stress-associated endoplasmic reticulum protein 1-like. The coding region runs from base 64 to 264 and encodes 66 amino acids. The transcript is spliced from 3 exons. NCBI's taxonomy places the organism in Eukaryota, Metazoa, Chordata, Testudines, Emydidae. The record is from RefSeq and is a predicted model, not a curated record. Gene Ontology annotation, biological process: endoplasmic reticulum unfolded protein response. Gene Ontology annotation, cellular component: endoplasmic reticulum.
CGCAUGCGCGGUUAGUGACGCAGAGUCUAGGCCAGUCCGGGGCGGGGGGGGCCCGGCGGGACCAUGUCCGGGGUGCAGCGCAUGAGGGUGGCGAACGAGAGACACAGCAAGAGCAUCACCCAGCGAGGGGGCCUGCACCGCGCCCCGAAAGCCCCCCCAGAAGAGAAAGCCGCUGUGGGGCCGUGGCUGCUGGCCCUCUUCGUGUUCGUGGUCUGUGGCUCAGCUAUCUUCCAGAUAAUCCAGAGCAUCCGCCUCGGAGGAUGAUGGGAAACGCCGCUCUCCCUCCCACGCCUCUUCUCAGGGAAUUCUGGGAUACCUCCUGGACCUCCAGUGACCCUCUGUGAUGUGCUGCCGCGCCCCCUCCCCCGCCUGCCAACGCUGUCCCCCUUCUUUUUGCCUCUUUGUAUGUUUCCAGCCCUGGGGGGAAGAGGGCGGCUCCCCUUUCGUCUCUUCCCCCCCCAUAAGGUGGGGGUGUCCCCCAGAGGUCCUGUGAAGGCAGCCUGGGGUUUGGUCACGGUGUGUGGGGGAAGGAUUUUCCCUUAAAAUCUGUGAUUUCCACCCCCAGGUUUCGCAAUGUCUGACUGUUUACUGGAAAUACAUUAAAUGUUGGGAUUUUUAAUAAAA